This is a messenger RNA of Olea europaea var. sylvestris, 1016 nucleotides long. RefSeq names its product protein FD-like. Bases 1 to 858 code for a protein of 285 amino acids. Gene Ontology annotation, biological process: positive regulation of DNA-templated transcription. Lineage: Eukaryota; Viridiplantae; Streptophyta; Magnoliopsida; Lamiales; Oleaceae. The record is from RefSeq and is a predicted model, not a curated record. The transcript is spliced from 2 exons. Gene Ontology annotation, molecular function: DNA-binding transcription factor activity. Gene Ontology annotation, cellular component: nucleus.
AUGUGCGCCACCUUGAUGGGUGGGCUACCACACACCCCCGAGCAAAAAAGGUGCCGACCUCCAUCUUAUGCGUUGCCUGUAGGGCUUCGUGCCGUGCACAUAGCUGGGUUCUUGGUUAAAACAUGUCAGGAUUAUAUUGGAGAUGAAAACAGAUCUGCGGAAGCGUCACACAUCGACGCACGCUUAUUGUACCAUUCAGACAAGACAAUUCACAGAGAUUCAGACAACCAUUUCCCCUACAUAAGUAGAAGCACUACCAACGCUGAAAGCAGUGUAGGUGUGCUCAAUUCACUGCAUAAAUAUUUUCGCACUUGUCCAUUUCCCACUGCCGUUCGAAAUGAGGUCUUAAAUCCAAGAUCCAGAGUCAUGGAAGAAGUUUGGAAUGAUAUUAAUCUUGCUUCUCUUAACGACCACCCCACAGAUUUCCGUGGAAUGAACCUUCAGGAUUUCUUGGCCAGAACCUGUCCUAACAAAGAUUCAGUGCACAUUUCUAGCGUCUCUUCCGGUUUUGCCUCUCCGACCACUAUGCUCACCUUGAACUCAAGACCUGAAUGGUUGCAUUUCUCGGGAAACUCGGAUCCUCUUAACCUAAGCUCUAGUUCACUGCCUCAGAGUCUGUCUAUUUCUCCUGCGUGUCGUGUCAACGUUGCUUCAGAGGGUCAUUGGAAGAAGAGAUUCACAGAGCCUGGCAGCAAUCUCGCCGGUGACCGACGGUACAAGCGUAUGAUCAAGAACCGGGAGUCAGCUUCUCGAUCAAGGACUAGAAAGCAGGAAAGUCUCUUUUUAUCACUUCUUUUAUCUGCCGUAUGGUUAACCUUUUCUGGUGAUUACUAUGAUCAGCAUGUAACCCUUUGUUAGCCUUAGCUGUGACUUGUGAGGUCAUUUUCUAGAAUAGAUUUUGUAGGCUGCUUGAAAUUUUCUGUACCUAAUUUUUACCUGGACUCGAAUGCCUUUUCUGUGGGUAUUCUGUGGUCCAUUUACAUCUCUCGUUUCUUAUUCAUUCCACCUUAUUAUAG